Messenger RNA from Thrips palmi, 772 nucleotides. RefSeq lists its product as uncharacterized. The transcript is spliced from 7 exons. The record is from RefSeq and is a predicted model, not a curated record. The coding region runs from base 125 to 772 and encodes 215 amino acids. NCBI's taxonomy places the organism in Eukaryota, Metazoa, Arthropoda, Insecta, Thysanoptera, Thripidae.
CGGCUUUGUCCGGCAUCGCGGCAUACAGGACGCCCCGAUCAGUAAGGUGCUCCGGGCUGGACAUGGGACCUUUUCAGGGUUGAUCGACUACUAAAGAGGUGGAAAUUUACGCUGCCGAAAAGCCAUGAUGACUUGGACCGUUGUGAUGCUGUUUUCCUCGCUAACGCUGGUUUCCAGCUCCAACAAUGUCGCGGGGCCGUACUAUUUGGACAUCCUGGAGUUCGGAAACUGUCCUCCAGAUGAGGUGGGAGAAGUUGGUGACGAUCUGAUUGUCGACGGUGCCGCUCGCCACCACCGUGGCCUCAAGCACAUGCUGUUCUCAGGAAACCUCACGGUCAAAAACGGACUCGUUACCCCAGGAAUAAGUGAACUGACAAGCUACAUUGGAAGAUGGGAUCCCGUAUCUGGCUGGAAGGACAACUUUCUUGUGCUGAGGAUUGGAGAGACCUGUCAAGCUAUUAGAAAAUACGCCCCGCCGUUCAAAGACUUAAUCCAUAAGGCUUUCCCUGGCAUACCGAUAAGAUGCCCCGUUGGCGAUCGAUACAGUGGGCAGUGGGCAAUGGGGGCAUCACAGUCAUGUUCACCAAGCACUUCAAGCAGAUUGCCAUCAGCCAUUCGGAUGAAAUUUCUUGCUAAGUUUGGACGCUUGGAGAUCAACGUAAUUGCCAGUUUUCUUAGUUCAUCAUCUUCAACCAUGUACUUACUGUUGAGCCCUGGACCUGAGUCCGUGGACGAGUCGAAGAUUGAGUCAUUCACUUUUCAAGUUGUUUGA